Molecule: messenger RNA, 477 nt
Organism: Sporothrix schenckii 1099-18
Lineage: Eukaryota; Fungi; Ascomycota; Sordariomycetes; Ophiostomatales; Ophiostomataceae
Exons: 3
Coding region: 1-477 (158 amino acids)
Cellular component (GO): cytoplasm
Source: RefSeq, a predicted model, not a curated record
AUGCAGCAGGUCCAGCAGGUCCCGGCCGGCUUCGACGCCGAGAACGCCGACAACUUUGAAGAUAUCGAGAAGCAGUUUGCUGUCAAGGCCGUGCAGCACAUGGAGACAUACUGGGCGAUCCUGGAGCGCGUGCGCGGGUCGACGCUGCGCCUCACAAAACUGGACGACGACAUCCUCGAGCACCUCCAAAAAGACUUCCCCGAGUUCGACCCGGCGGCCACGAUUGAUGAGGACGAGAUGAAGAGCAAGACGGGCAAGGAGCGGUGGCGCAACUUUAUGAUGGCCUACGAGAAGAAGGUGGACGACUACAACUUUGGCACGAUGAUGCGCAUUGCGCCGAACGUCGAGUAUGGCCGGGACGAGGUCAUUUUUGUGCCGAGGAUGCAGUUCUACGCGGUCGAGAUUGCACGAAACCGCAAGGGCCUGAACGACUGGAUCUACGAGAAGGCCCAGGCCGAGAAGGCGGCGAAGAAGUAG